AUGGAUAUGAAUAACAUGAAAGGAAAGGUAGACCAGAUGUUGGAGGCUAGGCUAGCCCAAUCAAAGAACAAUUUUCAACAUGGUGUCACAAAGAAUGUUGGUUCCUCAUCAGGAUUUACUGUAAUUACCAACCCAAUGUAUGACCCUCUGUCUGACUAUAAUCCUCCACAAGUGAACAUUCCUACUCAAUCCCAGUUGAUGCCAUUGACCAACCCUGAUGUUGAAAGGCUUCAUGCCCUUGAGGAGAGAGUCCGAGCAAUGGAUGUAAAUGACAAUUUUAGGUUUGAUAUGUGCUUAGUACCAGGCCUAAUAAUCCCCCCGAAAUUCAAAUUACCCAACUUCGAGAAGUACAAAGGGGAUAGUUGUCCAAGGCAACAUUUAGUGAUGUUCUUCCGAAAAAUGGCAUCACAUACUCACGAUGACAAGCUGAUGAUUCACUAUUUUCAAGACAGUUUGAUUGGAGCAUCAUUGAGCUGGUAUAUGAAAUUGAAAAGAAGCCAUAUUCAAUCAUGGGAAGACUUAGCCAAUUCUUUUUUGAAGCAGUAUAACUACAACUUGGACAUGGCUCCAGACCGAAGGCAACUGCAAAGCUUAUCCCAAAAGAGCAACGAAUCUUUCAAAGGAUAUGCACAACGAUGGAGAGAAUUGGCAGCCCAAGUGCAACCACCACUCUUGGAUAAGGAACUGGUUGACUUAUUUAUGUAUACCUUGCAGAGUCCUUACUUUGAAAGGAUGGUAGGCAGUGCGUUAUCAGACUUCGCCCACUUAGUGACAAUUGGAGAACGCAUCGAGAGUGCCCUAAAAAGCGGAAGAUUCCAAGGCGCCUUGAGCAGCCAAGCUAGCGAGACAGAAUCCCUCAACAAUUCCCAAAAGGAAGAAGAGGAUGAAACCAAUGCAGUCAUAACAGAUGUUAGGUAUCCGCAUGGUGCACCAGCAAGACCUUAUGAUUCGUUAUCUUUUCAGCGCUCACCAGUUCCAACACCAUGUUAUCCUUAUAGGCAACCAGCAACGCCGAGAGCACCAUACCAGCAACCAUGGUAUGCUCCUUACGCAAACCAACGAUCUCGUGGCCGAGGAUAUCAAAAUCAGCCUUUGAACCAAUCUAGGCCUCGAAACAAUCUGGAAAGAAGGAAUGCUCCUCUCGAUUCAAUUCCUAUGUCAUACAGUCAACUUCUUCCAUAUCUGAUUCAAAACUCUUUGGUGGAUCCCAAGCCUCUCAGGCAAUUGCUAGAACCAUACCCACCGGGAUAUGACCCUGAUGUGCAAUGUGGAUAUCAUGCCGGGUCAAUAGGGCACUCGACUGAAGAGUGUAACGCUUUCAAAGCCAAGGUUCAACAGUUGAUUGACAAAAAGUACAUAUCCUUUCCAGACAGAAAUCUGUUGGUGCACGUCAACCUCUCGUCUGGAUAA
Lathyrus oleraceus (garden pea) is the source of this 1410-nucleotide messenger RNA. RefSeq lists its product as uncharacterized. The record is from RefSeq and is a predicted model, not a curated record. Bases 1 to 1410 code for a protein of 469 amino acids. NCBI's taxonomy places the organism in Eukaryota, Viridiplantae, Streptophyta, Magnoliopsida, Fabales, Fabaceae. The transcript has a single exon.